CUGUAUUUGCACUUGUCCGUUUGGCUUUAGAGGGUGGAGAGUGGCUUUCUCUCUGUCGGCGUUUUCAUGUCUCUCUGAACUACUUUCUUUCUGUCGGCGUUUUCAUGUCUCUCUGAACUACUUUCACACUGUUUGUUGGGGAGCUGAGAUCAACGUUAUAUAAGGGAAGUUACUUCUCGCGUCACGGAAUGGAAGCGGUCCCGGUUAAGAAGCUCGCUGAGUUUAAACUCGACCUCGGUCCUCUUAAGGAGCCGCUCGGAUUUAUCAAAGUCUUGGAAUGGAUAUUUGCUGUGUUUGCAUUUGGCACAUGUGGUGGUUAUUCAGGAGUGAGCGAGGCUUCCAUUAAAUGUACGUCUGGCAAGGAUCAGCUGAUCACAAUCCAUUUUGGUUAUCCUUUCAGGUUAAACAGAAUUUCUUACGAAGUGCUCACCUGCAAUAAUGCUACCAGUUAUCAAACAUUUCAUCUGAAUGGAGACUUCUCCUCAUCUUCAGAAUUCUUUGUUACGAUUGGAGUGUUUGCAUUCAUGUACUGCAUGGCUGCUCUGUUGGUGUAUGUAGGAUACCAAAACUUCUACCAGCAGAAUAAGUAUCUGCCACUUGUUGAUUUUGUUGUGACUGCAUUAUUUGCAUUCUUGUGGCUGGUCUCAUCCUCUGCUUGGGCACAAGGUCUGUCUGACGUUAAGUACGCUUCAAAUCCGUCUGUUCUGAUCGGCAACGUGGAUACCUGCCAAAGGCAGGAUGUUGUCUGUACUCCAGCUGCUUUACCUUCCAUGGGUCGCCUCAAUGCCUCUGUGAUAUUUGGCUUCAUGAACUUCAUUUUGUGGUCGGGCAACAGCUGGUUUGCAUACAAGGAAACGUCCUGGCAUAAGCCGGGUAGCCCACAGGGUGAUGCCGAGCAAGGCAGCCAAGUGCAAUACUGAUUUAUAAUCCUCACCUUCCACUCCCUUCCACCUUUCCCUUCAAAUACAAACUUGUGCAAAUGCCCUGGGUUAGUGUCAGACCACGCAAACCUAACCACCCAACACAUUUGGAGAAGAAUAAUUGUUACACAGUCAAAAGAGGGCUGGGAGGAAGCUAUGACUACCUGACUCUGCACCACAAACCAUGCUGCAACCUAUUAUCUCCCCUACCUCAUUAACUAAAAACAAUUCAUGGACUCGAUGCCAUCUAUAGAGUACAUACAUUAUGUCGAUAUGGUGCCGAGUAAUUCAGCUUAUCGUGCCCAUUUUGUUCUACAUUCUGGGUUUUAAUUCUAUUUCCAAUGUUAAUUCCUGAGAAAGCUUUGGGACACGCCCAACAUCUUGGGGCCCAGCUGUUGCUCCCCAGUUGAGAGUUGGUUUAAUGUUUAAAACCAUGUUUAAUAUUUAACACUUUAUUCUAACAGUACACAUACCCUCCACCUUGAAAUCUUCCUGAUAUUUUUAUUUAGUGAUAUUAAAAAGAAAUGCCAUCCAUGCUUACUAGAUGUAAAUUGCAUGAGAAAGUCUCUGUAAUACAACCUCAGUAAUGCUGGAACUCUCUUAUUUUCAAGAACUCUUCCAAAUUUUGUUCUCUGCACACAGUUCUUGCUUGUAAGGAGUCGGAAUCUCAAUGUGUCGCUGAUGUUUUGACUGUUACAAAAUUGAACGUAGUCCUGAAUGCAGAAACAUUCUUUAGGAGUUUAUCACGUAGGGUGGUCAGGGCAAGUUGUUGGCUGGACAUUUUUAAAUAUAAUUUGUCGGCGGGGUUUGGUGUUUUCAUCCUUUUGAAUCGUUUAAAACUCAAGGCCCACUUCCUCAUUGGGACCCGUUCCUGACCUUCCCAGAUAAAGUUGCACAUUCUGAGAUUACACCUUUUCCUUUCUUCACCUUUUGAAUUAUUUUUGAUAUGAUUGGAUGCAGUGUUUCUCUCUAAUACCACUAUGCUAUCCCCCCACCCCCCAAUGCUUCACUCUUUCCCUGUCUUUAUAUCAACAUCAGGAAUGGCUAAAACAAGGCACUGAGGUUCAGUAAGACCCAAUCUGGAAUUGCGGAUUUCCCACACUGAACCAUCCCAUUUCCUACAACAGCCAGCUUCCUGGGGCAUAGUAAAGUGGUAUGUUCUGCGGGGGUUAGCUUGGCAGCUAAAAUAUAUUCUCGUGUUUUAGAAAGCUUUUUAAACCCUUUCGGCUGGGUAAAUAACUUGAAGUUUCAGAAAUGGUCUUUAUUGUGCUUGGUGCAAUCCAGUUACUGGCAGAAGGGAAGCUGGUGGGUGGUGAUGUGGAAGGGACGAGGGAGAGCAUUGGCUGGAAGAUGGUGACAUUUCUGCUUUCAUCUUUUCUAGCAGCAGUACUGCUGUGCUGAGCUUUUGGUUUCUGUGGGUCGUCACCACACCAAAUGAGGUUCUUGCUUGGAUAACUCGUACGAGAAAACUUUGGGGAUGCAGGGGGUGCUUAUAGUCUUGGGAAUAUCUGGUGGUACUUAGCACUGAUUUGGGGAAUGCAUGCAUGGGGGGGAAUGAAGGGUAAUUGGCAAAGCUGGAACUGGUGUUUGCUGGGAGGGCAUAGGUUGAAGGAGGGCUUGGGGGUGCUUUUCACACAUGUUUGAGUUAUUUUGCUGUUUCUUUCUGUAUUCACACCAACAUUCAUGUUUGUGAUCUUUAAGUGCCCAUUCUGCAAGAGGACCUGGUUUACAAAACAUUCUAAGAUUUUAGAAACUAAUCCAGUCUGAGAAGAGGGGCACUCCCUUGUAACAAGAGUUAGUGCCUUGUCAUGUUCCCACUGCUCACCCUGUGCACUCGGCUUCCUGUGAUGACUGCAAACUGGCAAUUUAGGAGGAAAAUACAGCCUUGAAAUUUUGUGAUUGAAAUAAAAUGUGUUGCCUCCCGGUAUGCUUCUGUCCUAGCUUGUUGAGGGAGGAGGGUGAAAAGGGGAAAACGUGAGGCUCCCAGGCCCACGCCAUAUUCAGGGUGACCCUGUCAAAAGCAGCCUGUGCUGCUCUCCCUCUUCCGCUGCUGAACAGCAAUGGCAGAUUAGCACUGUAGGUUUGACAACCAGUCCUGGAACAGAAGAGGAUGUCACUGUUUGGGAAAAGGCUGCGUACAAGGUAGAGCUGUAUGCUCUGGAAUUAGAAAACUCACCGAUAAUCUGAUCAAGUAUGUAAAUAGAACAUAAAACUUUUUAAAAAAAAAAUAUCAAAAGGACUAAAAUACAAAGGGUAGAAGUUUAUGACACUGCAAUUGGACCCAUUUACAU
Messenger RNA from Mobula hypostoma (lesser devil ray), 3211 nucleotides. RefSeq names its product synaptophysin-like protein 2. The transcript has 6 exons. Lineage: Eukaryota; Metazoa; Chordata; Chondrichthyes; Myliobatiformes; Myliobatidae. The record is from RefSeq and is a predicted model, not a curated record. Bases 189 to 920 code for a protein of 243 amino acids. Gene Ontology annotation, cellular component: synaptic vesicle; synaptic vesicle membrane.